AAGAAUCUAAAAAUAACCUAUCUGAUAGUAUUGAAAAAAUUUUAUCUGCUCUUAAUAAUCCUAAUGAUUUGGGUUUAAUUCAUAUUUAUCUUCAUUUUAUUUCAAUUUAUUCACAAGAUCGAUUAGAACAACUACUAGCUUAUCUUCAAUCAAAUCGUAAUUCUGAUUCUUUUUCUGCAGAAUUAGAUAACACAAUUUGUCAAAAUAAGGGUGAUUCUUUAGAAUUUUAUCCUAUAUUCCGUAAAGCAUUUGAAAUUGCAUUUAAAAAAUAUGAUUUCCACAUUAAUACUCAUCCUUCGUAUCUUUUAUUCAAAGCAUGUCAAAUAUUUGAUCCUUCUUAUAUUUGUUUUG
Messenger RNA from Racocetra persica, 351 nucleotides. The record is from the annotation of a GenBank genome assembly. Lineage: Eukaryota; Fungi; Glomeromycota; Glomeromycetes; Diversisporales; Gigasporaceae.